GGACAACCUUACAACCACAGGAAUGAGCGCGACUCAAAAGAAUCGGAACCAUCGCGCACGUUCACCCGUUUCCACACGGAACUGUUAUUGUGUGUGACGCGUUAACGCUGCGCUACUGCCACUACAUGCGAAUUAUGAUCAGUCCCAAACUUUCAGACAGUCAUCGAUUAUUGAAUAUUUACAGGAUUUCGUAUACUUUUUAGAUUAUGAAUUUCUUCCGCAACCGUCUGGUGGUUUUGGGGCUGGUGUUGCUGGCCACAGUGCUGCUGUAUCUGCUGCUGCCCUCCAUGAGGCAGGGGAGCAUGGAGCCGUCUCUGGAGGUGCAGCAGCGGAUGGGCCUGAUCGCCGCCUCUCCUCCUCCUCCGCCGCCAAACAGCGUCAACAUCACGGUCAGGACUGGACAGCUGCCCGGGGACCCGCCGCUCUUCUUCAGGGAGGCUCUGCCUGUGGACAGCGCUGGGCGACAGAUAGUGCCCAGGCUGCAGUUGGUGCUUCUUCAUGGUCAGGCCUUCACCUCUAAAACUUGGGAGGAGUUGGGCACCCUCAGCCUGCUGGCUUCCAAUGGGUACCAGGCCCUCGCUCUCGACCUGCCCGGUUUUGGGAAUUCUCCGGACUCAGAGUCGGUAAAGUCGGAUCAGAGCCGCGUGGACCUGCUGAAGCGUUUUCUGGAGUCUCUGGGCGUGCGAGCACCGGUGUUACUGAGCCCGUCUAUGAGCGGUCAUUACGCCCUGCCAUUCCUCCAGAAACACAGCGCCCAGCUGCACGGCUUUGUGCCCAUCGCCCCCGUGGGUACCCGCGGCAUCACCCCACAGCAGUACCGCGACAUCCAGACUCCUACACUGGUCAUAUAUGGAGAGUUAGACACCAAUCUGGGCGCCCAAUCCCAUAAGAACCUGAUUCAGCUGCCUCAUCACACCGUGGUGAAGUUGGCAGGAGCGCGACAUGCCUGUUACAUGGACAAACCCCGCGAGUUCCACCGUGCUCUGCUCGACUUCCUAAGCAAACUCGAAUGAGGGACAGAGAGAGUGAGAAUGGGUCAAACAAACAUGUGAAAAAGACUUUGAAGAGACUGCGUGAAGAAAAAGACAAGAAAAUUAUGAACAGGACUGCGGUGUAGCUGUAAAACCAGUCCUGAGACGUAACACACACCUGAACGUUCUAUCAGCCAUCCACAUCUGCUCACUCCUUAUAAGUUCCCUGCGUGCACCAUCAAGAGAUGAGAUAUUAUAAUACAUCAAACUAACAAAACUUCUGCAGAGUUACUAUAGUAACGCUUCUUUUGUAAAUUGUAAACAUCCUUUUAUCAGUUUUGACACUGUUGCAUGUAAUGGCCCGUCUGAACGUUGUUACAUUUUCCAGGCUGAGGGUUGUUCUGUAAUGCUGUUCCCAGGAUUUCCAGUCUGAGGAAUGUUCCUGUAACCACACAAUAGCCAUGGAUACUUUUUUGAGAGUUGUUCUGUAACGCUGUUGCCAGGGAUGUUCCUGUAACACAAUUGCCAUGGUUUCCAGUCUGAGGGUUGUUCUGUAUAACGCUGUUGCCAUGGUUUCUGGUCUAAGAGUUAUUCCGUAACGCUGUUGCCAUGAUAUCCUUUUAGAGAGUUGUUCUGUAACGCUGUUGCCAGGGAUGUUCCUGUAACACAAUUGCCACGGUUUGCAGUCUGAGGGAUGUUCUGUAACGCUGUUGCCAUGGUUUCUGGUCUGACAGAUGUUCCUGUAACAUAAUUACAAUGGUUUUCUUUCUGAGAGUUGUUCUGUAACUCUGUUGCCAGGGAUGUUCCUGUAACACAAUUGCCAUGGUUUCCAAUAUGAGAGUUAUUCCAUAAUGCUGUUGCCAUGGUUUCUGGCCUGAUAGAUGUUCUGUAAUAUAGUUGCCAUGGUUUCCUUUCUAAGAGUUGUUCUAUAACGCUGUUGACAGGGAUGUUCCUGUAACACAAUUGUCAUGAUUUCCAAUCUGAGAGAUAUUCCAUAAUGCUGGUUUCAGGUCUGACAAAUUUUCCUGUAACAUAGUUUCCAUGGUUUCCUUUCUGAGAGUUGCUCUGUAAUUCGGUUGCUAGGGAUGUUAGUGUAACAUAAUUGCCAUGGUUUCCAAUCUGAGUUAUUCCAUAAUGCUGUUGCCAUGGUUUCUGAUCUGACACAUUUACCUGUAACAUAGUUUCCAUUCUGAGAGUUGUUCUGUAACUAAUUUGCCAUGGUUUUCUUUCUGAGGGAUGUUCCUGUAACACAAUUGCCAUGGUUUCCAGUCUGAGAGUUAUUCUGUAAUGCUGUUGCUAUGGUUUACAGUCUGAAGCACGUUCCUGUAAUUCAGUUGCCAUGGCUUUCUUACUGAGGGAUGCACAUUUAACACAAUUGCCAUGGUUUCUAGUCUGACAGUUGCUUUCAAUAACAUAGUUGCCAUGGUUUCCAUUCUGAUGAUUGUUCUUGUAACACAGGUGCCAUGUUUUUUGGUCUUUGCUGUUCCUAUAAUACAAAAUUCAUAGUUUCCUCUAUGAGGGUUGUUUUUCUAAUACGAUUGUCAUGGUUUUCUGUUAACAACAAGAGUCACAUAAUGUCAAAAAUCAGUGUCAUGACUGUCAUAACCCUCGGAUACACUUGACAUGUAACUGAAUUCAUCAAUCCUACAAGAACAUCUCAGAGAAGGAAACGGCAUUUCUCAUUUUUGGCAUGUAUUGGUUUGCCGUAUCAUCAUGUGAAAUCAUGCAGAGUGUUCACACCAGCAGUUGGCACAUACAUGCAUAAUGUAGCAUGUCAAUGUGUGAAUGGCUCAACACAUGGUUUUAGAAGUGCAAGAAUAAGAGAGAUAAGUUGCAGUAUUGGACGACUGUCAUGCCUGUAAAUUCAGUUUUUCAUUAUUAGUAGUUGUCAGACUCAUACUGGCAGUAGAUUAUUUCUUGCAAUAAAUAGAAAAUUUCCUGAGACUGCAGAGAAAAAAAAGUGUUCAUUACAUUACCACACCUGAAAAUGGAGGUGUUCAUUACAUAUUUAUUAUUUAUUUCUUAAAGCUUCUACAUGACAGAAACUCUAAUGUGUGUGGUAUUUAUGUGCUGUGGUCUGUUGUUUUGUUUGUUUAUAGGUUGUAAAUAUGAAUAUGUUUUAGAAGACUGUGAGGCACCUCUGCCCUGUAAAUAUUUCCAACAUCACAAAUCUUCAACCUGAAGGGAUCUGUCAUUGGGACUGAAUUCAGAUUCUGGUGUGCAUGGUACUGCAGAGUCAUAAAACAUGCUUUUGUUCAAUGCAAAAUAAAGUUCAUUAAUGUUU
Molecule: messenger RNA, 3255 nt
Organism: Sinocyclocheilus grahami
Lineage: Eukaryota; Metazoa; Chordata; Actinopteri; Cypriniformes; Cyprinidae
Product: protein ABHD14A
Exons: 5
Coding region: 207-1013 (268 amino acids)
Cellular component (GO): cytoplasm
Source: RefSeq, a predicted model, not a curated record